Temnothorax curvispinosus is the source of this 1914-nucleotide messenger RNA. RefSeq lists its product as uncharacterized. The record is from RefSeq and is a predicted model, not a curated record. Lineage: Eukaryota; Metazoa; Arthropoda; Insecta; Hymenoptera; Formicidae. The transcript has 6 exons. The coding region runs from base 1 to 1866 and encodes 621 amino acids.
AUGGGGAAUAAAAUCGAGGACUUCGGAGGUAUGAAGCUCUCGGCGAUGCAAGAGAACGAUAGAAAUGAGGUAAGGGAAUCUGGGAAUCGAGUUUCGAACAAUGCAAUCAUGAUGGACAACGCUACUAAUGAUAAGUAUGGAGAAGACAACAGCACAUUAGAGAGGGAGGAAGGUUCUAUGGUGUCCAAUCUUCCUCUUCUGUUCGCUAACGGUUAUCCCACGUCCCUGGAGAAAAUUACUAUGGCGCAACUGGAACGCUUUGUAUUGUUUAUGGUCCAUUGUUCAUUGGGCCAUGACACCACUAAGGUUAUCAAUAAGCCUGAGUGGUGGCCUCAAGACGUUAAAUUCUCAAGUCCGCUAACGAGACCUAAGAAGCUCAACGAUAACUGGAUGGCAAACCUAAAGAAAUUGGUUUUCCGAUGUUACACGUAUCACAGAAGCGAAUAUCUGUUACGUUUUUGUUCCUAUCUAGCGCAGUAUCCUCACGAUGAAUUAGAAUACGUUAAUAAUUGGGAUUCGACGACUAGUCUGUAUCACAAAAGUACAGGAAAGCUACUAGUAACAUUUCGUAAUGAAAAUAUGCAUUAUGACAGAAAAAAUGAUAGCCCUCGAAGAACAUUGUUAUCUCAUAAUGCAUCUUCGUCGGGCAGUGGAAACAAAGCGAGACAAGCCCCCAUGAUGGUUCAACCACCAUGUGACGAUAUCUAUCUUUGUGACAAUUGCGAUGCUGAAUUUGUAGGCCUCGCAAAUAUGAAGGAGCAUGAAAAAAUAUGCUGCGAACAAGAACAUGGUGGUGGUAGUGGCUCGCGUUCGUCCACUCCAGACUUGUCUAUGGUCGAACCUGAGCUACAACAGGAUCAAUUUCUGGAAUACUUCCAGUUACAAUCGAGUAAGACUGAAUCUAAAUCGUCCGGUGUGAAAAAGGCGAGUGCUCCUGAUGGUAGUAUCGUUAGACGAACAUCUGGACGUGUUAGGAGUUCUCUUAACUUCACGAGAUUCGCUACUAUCCCAUUCUCGUCGCCUGCCGGCAUAAUGCUAACAAAGAAAUCUAAGGCUAUGACUGAGGAAACGCAGCAAGAACGAUUAGAUAGAAUAGAGAGGCAUGUCAUCGCGCCAAUAUUGAGCGAUUCAUCUAGACCAAGAUGGCUGGACACAGAAGUAGAUAACGAUAGAUGGAUAGUGACGUACAAACAAAAUCGGGAUAAACUGACUGACCAUUAUGUACAUCAAUAUAAAUUUGUGAAUUCCUGUAAAAGCAAGCCAAUGCUGAGCAUACCGUCGCAAUUGCUCUACGCCACAUGUCGACCUAUUUACGUUGUUCUUACUCGACUGAGUGAGGAGCAAAUUGAUGAAUUGAAAAAGGACCCCUCAAAAUAUCAGUGUCCCCAGAAGAGCAUCAAUGUGCGGAAAGUUUUAUUAAUGAGAAAAGCAGGGCCGGCUUGCAAAACGAAAUCGAGAAAGACAGCUCACGCGCGAAACGCAUCUGUGUCUUCGAAACGAAAAGCACCGCUGGAGGAUGACGUAGAUCCGACCGUUGAAGAAGAAGAAGAAGACAACAUUAAUACGUCAACUAAAGAAGCUUUAGUCGCGCUCGCUGCUGUAAAAUCAUUUAUGGAUAAUUCAGAGAUUACGAAACCAGCCAAAGACAAAAAAUGUCCAUCACGCACGAUAAUGUUGAUCGAUCUCUGUUCGUCCGAUGAAGAAGAAAAUGAUUCGAGUACUCGCGAUGAGAACAGAGAUCCCAUGAGUACCGCGGAGUCAUCGAUCGCAAAGUCUUUCUUGCGAAAGCUGUCGCCGAAACAAACUUUACUACGCGAGACCCUGCAUUUACCCCGCACACUCAUCGACAGACUGGUUAUUGAAUAGCGUAUUAAACGAAGAUAACAGAAAUAAAUAUCGACUGUUAAUAUUUGG